AUGCUACAUACACGCACAAUUGCGUUCCUGCUAGUGGGGCUGGUAGUGUUGGUGAAUGCGCAAACGUUUCAGUAUUCCCGCGGAUGGACAAACGGCAAGCGAUCUUCGUCGGUGGAACCUAUUGUUAAUCAGGUCCCGGUUUCCGGCAUAUCCCCCGGAGCACUUAGCUCUUUAAAACCCAACGAAAAAUCAUUGCUGCGCCGGUUUUUGCGGAAUCCGUGUGAUCUACGAAUCGCCAACCUGCUGGCUGGACAUCCGAGCAAAGAUCUGUACCAGCUGGGAAGUAACAACUACGACAGUUCGGAGUCGGCCGGAUCCGCGUUCAUUUUACCGCAGUUCCUAAUGGAUCCCGAUGAAGGCAACGGAAACAGUAAUUUGCCCAACGGUCGUCCAAUCGAGGACGAAUUGCGCUUCAAGCGCGGUACGUCGUCCGGUAUGAGUGAUCCUCGUCAGAAAAUUGCCUAA
Messenger RNA from Anopheles marshallii, 465 nucleotides. RefSeq names its product pro-corazonin-like. Gene Ontology annotation, biological process: positive regulation of heart contraction. The coding region runs from base 1 to 465 and encodes 154 amino acids. NCBI's taxonomy places the organism in Eukaryota, Metazoa, Arthropoda, Insecta, Diptera, Culicidae. The transcript is spliced from 2 exons. The record is from RefSeq and is a predicted model, not a curated record. Gene Ontology annotation, molecular function: corazonin receptor binding.